This is a messenger RNA of Portunus trituberculatus (swimming crab), 2936 nucleotides long. Its product is annotated as 28S rRNA (cytosine-C(5))-methyltransferase-like. Lineage: Eukaryota; Metazoa; Arthropoda; Malacostraca; Decapoda; Portunidae. Bases 789 to 2210 code for a protein of 473 amino acids. Gene Ontology annotation, cellular component: nucleolus. Gene Ontology annotation, biological process: rRNA base methylation. The transcript has 8 exons. The record is from RefSeq and is a predicted model, not a curated record. Gene Ontology annotation, molecular function: methyltransferase activity.
CUAACCACUAAAAUGGAGUACAUCGUGUUCUGUUUCCUUUCCCCUGAAGCCCUGAAGUCUCCAUCCUUGGGAACGUCUGCCAGCGCCAAAUGCAGUGCAGGCAGGAAUCAUGUUCAUUUCCCGCACGGAAUGACUGCUCCUCACAUUUCAAACAUCUGGUCAAAUUAUUUAGCUUGUGUCAGUCCGAACGUUACUUUUCUUGAGUCUGCUUGCAUUUAACAUGUUCCUAAAAGAGCGAUCACUUCUAUCUCUCAAACAAGCGUCUUAUUGCCUUGAUUUCCUGCUCACGUAAACUCUUUAGGUCUGUCCUCAUAGAGUAGAUGUAGAGAUAUUUGUGCACUCACAACUUUAGACCACCAGCACGGCUUGCAUAAAAGGAAAUUUUAUUAGAUGCCAUAUCCGGAAUGGUAAAAUCUAAUCGACGCGCUCGUUUCAUUACUAUAUCAUUAAAAAUUCCAACAUAGAAAUCUGUUAUACAGCGCCCUCAUGAUAUUCCCACCCCUCAAGUUCCAUAUAGCAAAUCUUGCCCUUGUAACACCAGUUUUUCUUCAUAUUAAUGGGAAGCAGUUGCAUGAAAAAUCACUGCAUUGUAUGUUAAGAAACAAAACUGUCACAGUUUUGCACACCCUGAGUUCGCCGAAGCUAUAGUUUUGACGAAGCCGCCUCGCCGAGAGUGUUCCGAGUGACGAAAGUAAACACAACAGUGUGACAACACACGUGUCUGGCUCUGCACUUAUUGAGUGGUGAGGCAGCGAGGACGACCAUUCCACCCCAUUGCAUUCUGACAUAUGUGUGACAUGGAGAGCAGGAUGAAUAAUAAGAAGCCCCACUCGGUGCCCGUGCCGCAGCUGUAUAAGGAAGCCAGCAAGAUACUGGGACAACUGGAGAGGAAGGAAGGCUCCCUCAAGACGCUCGUGUACGGCGGCAAGUACAAGAACUUCAAGAAGAUUUAUGCUUUGUUGUCUAAAGCAUGGAGUCAGAGGUCUGAGAUUCAGCAAGUGCUGGCUGCAUCCAAACUGUUUCAUGACCAGCCAAAUUUUAAUCCUCAUCUUGCACACAUUCUGACAUCUGAAUUACUGAAUAAAGGUUUUCUGUCAGGCAACUGCAAGCCUAUUCAAGUUCUUCUUGAAUAUGAGGAAAAACUCAAGAGCUUGGCAGCCCACCACCUCACUGAUGUAACACCAAAGCAGCAUAAUCAUGAGAAUGGCCUCCCUCGAUAUGUCCGUGUCAACACUCUGGUAUCAUCAGUGGAGGCUGUACACGCAAAGCUCUUCAAUGAAGGCUGGCGACUGACCAGUUAUGACAGAGGUCAUACUACCUAUGAUGAUUUUCUGUAUUUAGUUGAGAACCUAGAGGAGUAUUGCUACCUGAUUGACUAUCACAUACAAGACCUGCUAGUCUUCCCUCCAAGUACACCAUUUUGGAAUAGCUCUUUGUAUAAAAACAGUGUAAUUAUUCUUCAGGAUAAGGCCAGUUGCUUACCAGUCUUCCUCAGCAGCGUUAAAGCUGGAUCCUGUGUCCUGGACGCUUGUGCUGCUCCAGGGAACAAGACGUCACAGAUUGCGGCUGCCAUCAAUGAUUCUGGAAAAAUAAUAGCUUCAGAGAAAAACUUCAAGCGUUUUAAAACUUUAGAGAAGCUUCUACAACAGAGAGGAGUAACAUGUGCCCGUGCCAUAAACCAAGACUUCACAAAGCUGCCUUUCAAGUUGGUUGCUCGUGUUAAGCACAUCUUUGUGGAUCCAACAUGUUCAUCCAGUGGUACUGACUUACAUAUGGAUGAAAUAGGUCGUGAAAGGCUAGAAAGACUGGCUGCAUUCCAGAUCAGCCUACUCCUGCAAGCAUUGUCCCACCCAACUGUGCAAGAGGUUGUGUAUUCCACCUGUUCAGUCCAUGCAGAAGAAAAUGAAGAAGUUGUUUGGUCGGUCCUCAGGCAGCAUGAGGAAUUUGAAUUAGAAGAUCUUGGAAGUAAACUGAAGGGAUGGAAAAAUUUUGGAAAAGAAGAUUAUGAAUUUGGCAAGUGUUGUUUAAGAACAGUACCUGAUAUAGACAAAUGCCAUGGUUUUUUUGUAGCAAAAUUUAUUAGGAAAGAACUUACUUCUAGUUCAAACUCAUUAUGGGAGAGCAAAAAGAAUGAGGAACCAAGAGAACAUGAGGCAAGUGAUGACAUGGACUAUUGUGUCAAGAAGAAGAAAAGGAAAUUUAAAGAUUGAAUGUCAACAUGACCCAUUUUUGUGUGGCAAGCCCUGUAACACUGCACCAUGUAGAAUUUUAUAGUUUUAAUGAUGGUAGCUUACACAUUUCACAAUAGUAUGAAGCUUCAGAUUCAUACAGAAUUUUUCAGUUAUGAAAUAUGCUGCAUUAUUAAGUUGAGCAUAAAAAGCUUUCCUGGUAUAUUUCACAAUUUUACUUACCAUUUGUAUGCCAAAAUUGUGUGUUAGCCCUUCAGUAAAGCUCAGUUAGCACUUUUGAUAAAGAGACUAAAGCUGUGGCUAUGAAGAGAAGAGAAUUAUUUCUGGACAAUUAAUGGUCUAAAAACAUAACCAUUGCAGUAAAACGGAGAGAGAGAGAGAGAGAUGUGUCCACUUGUAGCCUAACCUUUAUCAUUAUUCUUUCACUAUUAUGUCUCCUCUGCCUCUGUCUUUAACUAGCUUAUUAUAAUGUUCAGGAUUAUAUAUAUCUUUAGUAGUUUUCUUCCUUACUACCAAACAUAUUAUCAUCAUUAUCAUCAGCAUCAUUACUCUCCUAUUUCCUUUUUCUAUAUUUUAUUUUUGCUAAAGAGUAUUUUCUUCCUAUGCUGCCUAACUUUCCACUCAAUCACUUAAUUCAUGGCGAGGCAGCAGGGAUUGUUCUAUCAGACUGUUAUAAUGCAUAAAUAUAGCAUGACAUGUAUGUGAGAUUUUUUAUGCAUAUAGAUAUACAAUAAACAAGAAAUAUAU